GGCCCCGCAACAGAGCCAGGCUGGCUUGGGGGUUGCCCCGGCCCUCAGCAGAACCCGAGAUCCGUGCCGAGCAAACCCCGCGGCCAGAAUCGCCGAGGAUUGCCCCAGCAGAAGCGGGAAGAGACGGUGCCCCGUACCGUUCUCCGCCGCCUCUCCCUCGGGCGAGCUAGGAAGGGCGGCCUGCCCCGUGCAGCGCCUCCCGUCCUAUCGGGGCCCUCUGCGAACGGGAAGGGCGCUUGCGCGUUACACGCGCCGAGCCGGCGCUUCUGGGCCUAUUUGCCACCCGCCCUGCCGCAUUUGUAAGCCCGGCCGGAAAGGAAGCCUCGCCUCGGUCACUCCCGAGAAAGGGAGGGACGCGUAGCGGCCACGCAGAUUAAAAUUGCACGUGAAGUUGUUGACGUGAAUGCAUAAAUACUGCUAUGCACUCCUCAAGGCAACAUCAUUUUAAAUGUCUCCUAAAUGUGUAAUGCUGGUGGAACGCUUUUGCAGAUUGAAAUUGGCAGACCAUUGAAAGGACUUGCAACAUGUUAUGUUGGGGAAAUGCAUCUUUUGGACAACUUGGAUUGGGCGGUAUUGAUGACGAGAUUGUCCUGGAACCCAGAAGAUGCAGCUUCUUUGUAAACAAAAAAGUUCAAGAUGUUGGCUGUGGACUGAGGCAUACUGUGUUUGUAUUGGAUGAUGGGACUGUGUAUACCUGUGGAUGUAAUGAUUUAGGACAGUUAGGCCAUGAAAAAUCUAGAAAACGACCAGAGCAAGUUGGUGCCUUGGAUGCUCAAAACAUUGUCACUGUUUCUUGUGGAGAAGCCCACACGUUAGCAUUAAAUGACAAGGGUCAAGUCUAUGCCUGGGGUUUUGCUGCGGAUGGGCAGCUGGGCUUACCUGGCGCUGAGGAAUAUACCAGAGUCCCCAGGAACAUUAAAAGCUUAUCAGAUAUUCAAAUUGUACAAGUGGCCUGUGGCUACUGCCAUUCCCUUGCACUUUCUAAAGGAAGUGAAGUUUUUUCCUGGGGUCAGAACAAGUAUGGACAAUUAGGAUUAGGUUAUGAAUAUAAAAAACAAACAUCUCCACAAAUAAUCAAAUCUUUAUUAGGCAUCCCUUUUGGCCAAAUAACAGCAGGUGGCGCCCAUAGCUUUGUACUUACUCUUUCUGGAGCAGUCUUUGGAUGGGGCAGGAACAAAUUUGGACAACUUGGUCUUAAUGAUGAAAAUGAUAGAUACGUCCCCAAUCUUCUGAAGUCACUAAGAUCCCAAAAAAUCGUUUAUAUCUCCUGUGGAGAAGAUCAUACUGCAGCUCUUACAAAGGAAGGUGGAGUGUUUACUUUUGGAGCUGGAGGCUAUGGACAAUUAGGUCAUAACUCUACUGCGCAUGAGAUAAACCCCAGAAAAGUUUUUGAACUUAUGGGGAACAUUGUCGCACAAAUUGCCUGUGGAAGGCAACACACAUCUGCAUUUGUUCCCUCAACUGGAAGAAUUUACUCUUUUGGUCUUGGAGGAAAUGGACAGUUAGGCAUGGGAACAACCAGUAAUAGGAAAAGUCCCUUUCCAGUAAAAGGAAAUUGGCUUCCAUACAGUGGCCAAAUUCCACUGAAUUUAGAUGAUGAAGAUUAUUAUUGUGUAAAGAGGAUUUUUUCUGGUGGAGACCAAAGCUUUUCACAUUAUGUUACUCCACAGGAUUUGGUACCAGCAGAUGACUUCAGAUAUCCGAAUACUUCAAAACAAAUCUGGACUGUGAACGAAGCUUUCAUUCAAAAAUUAAUAAACUAUUCAUCUUCAGGUGCAGGGAGGCUCCCUGUGGAGAUAGCAAAUGAAAUAGACGGAAUGUUUUCUUCUGCUGGCUGCCUAAAUGGAAGCUUUUUAGCUGUCAGCAAUGAUGAUCACUACAGAACGAGUGCCAGGUUCUCGGGGGUGGAUAUGAAUGCUGCCAGGCUUUUAUUUCACAAACUUAUACAGCCUGAACACCCACACAUAUCUCAGCAGGUGGCAGCCAGCUUGGAGAAGAAUCUUAUUCCUAAACUGACCAGCUCCUUGCCUGAUGUGGAAGCAUUAAGACUAUUUCUAACACUGCCAGAAUGCCCCUUAAUGAAUGAAGCAAACAAUUACAUGACUUUGGCUAUUCCAUUUGCAACUGCUAUCGUGAAUCUAGAAAAAGCUCCAUUGAAAGUACUUGAAAACUGGUGGUCUAUAUUGGAACCUCCAUUGUUCCUCAGAAUAGUGGAACUUUACAAAGAUGUUGUAGUCCACCUUCUGAAACUGUACAAGUUGGGUAUCCCGGCUUCAGAGCAAAGAAUAUUUGCAAGCUGCCUACAUGCUUCGCUCAAAGUUUUGGAAAUAUUACAUAGGGUGAACGAAAGAAGUGGGCAGAUAAUACAAUAUGAUAGAUUCUACAUACAUGAAAUACAGGAUUUGAUCGAUAUAAGAAAUGACUACUUCAACUGGAUCCAGCAGCAGGCAUAUGGAAUGGAUAUCAGCCAUGAGGUGUCAGAUGGACCAGUUACAAUUUGCACCUAUCCCUUCGUAUUUGAUGCCCAGGCAAAGACAACACUCUUGCAAACAGAUGCAGUCCUGCAGAUGCAGAUGGCUGUUGACCAGGCUCACAGACAGAAUUUCUCAUCUAUUUUUCUCCCAGUAUUUGAAUCUGUCAAUCCAUGUCUGAUCUUAAUUGUGCGCAGAGAAAAUAUUGUGGGGGAUGCCAUGGAAGUUCUAAGGAAAACAAAAAAUCUAGAUUACAAGAAACCUCUCAAGGUUAUUUUUGUAGGUGAAGAAGCUGUUGAUGCAGGUGGAGUCCGCAAAGAAUUUUUCUUGCUUAUUAUGAGAGAACUGCUAGAUCCCAAGUAUGGAAUGUUUAGAUAUAACGAAGAUUCGAGACUGAUCUGGUUCUCAGAUAAGACCUUUGAAGACAGUGACUUGUUUCAUCUGAUUGGUGUUGUUUGCGGACUGGCAAUAUAUAAUUUUACUAUUGUAGAACUUCACUUUCCACUGGCUUUAUAUAAGAAGCUUCUGAACAAGAAACCUUCCCUGGAAGACCUCAAAGAGUUAAUGCCUGACGUUGGCAGGAGUAUGCAACAAUUGCUAGAUUAUCCCGAAGAUGAUGUGGAAGAUACUUUCUGCCUCAACUUUACAAUUACAGUUGAAAACUUUGGUGCCACAGAAGUUAAAGAGCUAAUUCCAAAUGGUGCUGAUAUCCCUGUUGUCAAACAGAAUAGGCAAGAGUUUGUGGAUGCCUAUGUGGACUACAUCUUCAAUAAAUCUGUGGCUUCUCUCUAUGAUGCAUUCCAUGAAGGCUUUCACAAAGUGUGUGGCGGUAAAGUUCUUCAGCUGUUUGAACCUAACGAACUGCAAGCAAUGGUGAUUGGGAACACAAACUAUGAUUGGAAAGAACUAGAGAAGAAUACUCAAUACAAAGGAGAAUAUUGGGCAGAACAUCCAACAAUUAAAUUGUUCUGGGAAGUUUUUCAUGAGUUAUCACUGGAAAAGAAGAAACAGUUUUUGUUGUUUUUGACAGGGAGCGAUCGUAUUCCUAUACUUGGAAUGAAGAGCCUUAGUCUUAUUAUCCAACCAACUGGAGGUGGAGAUGGAUAUCUUCCAGUAUCUCAUACAUGUUUUAAUCUCCUUGAUCUUCCAAAAUAUACCAACAAGGAAAUACUCAGAUCGAAGUUGAUCCACGCAAUCGAUCACUGUGAAGGCUUCAAUUUAGUAUAAUGUAAAAACUCAGCACCAUCCAAUCAUUUAAUUGGGAACAUUAAGCCAAUGCUUAGAUCUGCUUUGCAGUGUAAAUGAGUGAUACCCAAGUGGUGAUGAUUAUAAGAAGCUUGUUCAUAAACUAUGUUCAGUGAUCUGAUUCUUUCACAGGAGCCAAAAAUCCUUAUAUUAAUGAUUGUCUUGAUGCGAACUGUGGAAUUGCAUUUUGCCAUCUUAAUAAAUGCAAUGUUGGAAUAAACACAA
Messenger RNA from Pantherophis guttatus, 3941 nucleotides. It is a transcript of the gene HERC4, whose product is annotated as HECT and RLD domain containing E3 ubiquitin protein ligase 4. Gene Ontology annotation, cellular component: cytoplasm. Gene Ontology annotation, molecular function: ubiquitin-protein transferase activity. NCBI's taxonomy places the organism in Eukaryota, Metazoa, Chordata, Lepidosauria, Squamata, Colubridae. The record is from RefSeq and is a predicted model, not a curated record.